AUGUUGUCAGCCAAGCAGCUCCACCUCGUCGUGUUGCCGUCCGCUGCGCGCCGUUUCUUCCACAGCGAAGUGCACAACAAGGCGCUUCUCCAGUCGACUGCAUUCAUCAACGGCCAAUGGGUCGGCGCGCACUCGAACGAGCGCUUUGCCGUAAUCGACCCGUCAACUGACGAGGAGAUUGCGCACGUUGCAGCAAUGAGUCACGUCGAGACGAACGAAGCUGUGGCUGCGGCCUUUGCCGCUCAGAAAGAGUGGCGCAGGACAACGCCAGCCGCUCGUUCGGCGCUGCUCAAGAAAUGGCACGCAGCGAUCGUGUUGCACACGGAAGACUUGGCGGUUAUUGCGUCGGCAGAGAGCGGCAAGCCGUUGCUUGAAGCCAAGGGGGAAGUGGCGUACGCUGCUGGCUUCAUUGACUUUUACGCACACGAGGUCAUGCACGCGAGCGGCUUUUUGCCGUCCACGUCGGCACGCGACCACAAGAUUAUGGCCUGUAAAGAGCCAGUAGGUGUCUGUGGGAUCCUCACGCCCUGGAACUUUCCAUUGGCGAUGAUUGCCCGCAAACUCGGUCCUUGUCUCGCAGCUGGAUGCACAGCAGUGGUGAAACCAGCUGCGGAAACGCCACUGUCGGCUCUGGCUUUGGCUAAACUCGCUGAGGACGUUGGCAUGCCACCGGGUGUGAUAAAUGUAGUGCCGGCUCCACAUGAUAAGUCGGCAGAGAUUGGUGAAGCGCUGACCAGCAGCCGCGACGUCCGGAAGAUUUCGUUCACAGGCUCAACGCGCGUCGGGAGGCUGCUGAUGGAGCAGUCGGCGAAGACUGUGAAGCGCUUGUCACUGGAACUGGGAGGCAACGCUCCGUUCAUCGUGUUUGAAGAUGCUGACCUGGACAAGGCUUUGGAUGGCUUGAUAGCAUCGAAGUUUCGCAAUACGGGCCAAACGUGUGUGUGCAGUAACCGCAUCUUUGUCCAUGAGAGUAUUUACGAUGACUUUGCGGCCAAGUUGGUGGAGCGUGUGAGGCAUCUCAAGAUGGGUCCGCCUCGAGAGGAAGGCGUGAAACUAGGUCCACUUAUUGGCCACAAUGCUUUACUGAAGACGUCGGAACUUGUGGAGGACGCGGUCACGAACGGCGCAACAGCUCUUGUUGGCGGCAAGCAAAGUGACAUUGGACGCAAUUUUUACGAAGCUACUGUGUUGACAAACGUAAACAACGCAAUGCGCGUGUGGAGCGAAGAGAUUUUUGGGCCUGUCGUGCCGCUGUUUAAAUUCUCGUCGGAAGAAGAGGUGAUCGAAAUGGCGAAUGGAACGGAAUCUGGUCUUGCCGGGUACUUUUUCUCGCAGAAUUUAUCGCGCACGUGGCGCGUGGCAUCUGCAUUGGAAUGUGGUAUGGUUGGUGUCAAUACGGGUGCGAUCUCAAAUGUGCAGGCUCCGUUUGGUGGCGUGAAGCAGUCCGGACUGGGGCGUGAAGGCUCAUCGAUGGGUCUUGAGGAGUACCAAGAAACGAAGAUGAUCUGUGUGGGCGGGCUGGAUAUAUAA
Messenger RNA from Peronospora matthiolae, 1530 nucleotides. The record is from the annotation of a GenBank genome assembly. NCBI's taxonomy places the organism in Eukaryota, Oomycota, Peronosporomycetes, Peronosporales, Peronosporaceae.